ACACAGACGAAGUCAAAGAAACCGGAACCGAAAUAGUUACUGUUGUUUUUGUUUCUCUGUUGGAUUUUGACUCGUUUCUUCUGUUUUUGUUUUGCUUUUUGAGUCUGAAAAUGUAAACCGGUUGGUUCUGGAACGAACCGGAAGCCCAUCCCGGUGUGAACCCACCGGCUGCAGGUGGAGGUGAACGGAUCGGAACCGCUGAGCAUCAUCCCGUCUGCGGAUUGAGGUUCGGUUGGUCACAAUGCCUCUCAGUCCGGCUAACCAGGCCCAGCUGAUCCGGUCCAGUCAGAAGGAUGAAUAUUACCGAACCGUGCUGAGGAACAAGUCCAACGAAGCGUUUCAGACUCUUGCAGGAUCUAAGCGAUGGCUGGACUGGAGGAGGGAGCUGGAGCUGCUAUCUGACAUCGUUUACUUUGGUCUAACAACCCUCUCAGGUUAUCAGACUCUGGGUGAGGAGUACGUUCACAUCAUCCAGGUGGAGCCGACCAGACGCCGGAUCCCGUCCCAGACCAGACGAGGUCUCUUCGUCCUCCUCCACACCUUCCUCCCCUACCUCCUCGACAAAGUCCUGGUGUGCCUGGAGAAUGAGCUGGGAGGCGAGCAGGAGCACCGCAGGGCCAUCGGCCGGCAUCAUGCGGCAUCCGGGGGGUGGAGCCUGGAGGGGUGGCUCAGGAGGGGGGUGCAGAAGGCGGUGGGCAUGCUGACUGAGCCUCAGAAGAGGGCGUGGCAGCCGGCGGUGUUUGUGAUCCAGCAGAGCGUGGGCCUGCUGCACCGCCUCCAUGUAGCGCUCUUCUACAUCAGCAGCUCGUUUUAUCAGCUGUCAAAGCGGGCGGCCGGGAUCCGAUAUCUGCGUGUGAUGGGGCCGGGUGGCACAGACGCCUCCAUCCGGAGCAGCUACAGACUGCUGGGUACCGUCUCCCUCCUCCAGCUGCUCGUCUCCGUCUGCCUGCAGCUCCAGAACUUCAGGCGGAGGCAGAGAGCUCGACAGGAGUGGAAGCUCCACAGGAAGCUCAGCCCUCAGCGCACACCGAGCUCCAACCCACGAGCUGCUCGCUGCAUCUUGUGCCUGGAGGCGAGGAGGAACUCUACCUCCACCCCCUGUGGACAUCUCUUCUGCUGGGAAUGCAUCACAGAGUGGUGCAACACCAAGGCCGAGUGUCCUCUUUGUCGGGAGAAGUUCCCCCCCCACCGACUGGUUUUCUUAAGGAACUACAGCUGAAUGAGCCGGACCGGAACCGACCCGUCCGGUUCUCCAGGACCUUCCUGAUGCGGUUUACCGUCUCCCUACCAGGAGAGGAAAUCUGUUGAUUGUAUCAGUCAAACAUGCGGAGCUGCUGAAGCACCACCAGUGACCCUCCAGGGCUCCCGUAGUCAAUAUUAGUCUAAUUAAUAUUUAAUGAAACAUUAAUUAAAGUUUUAUGUUAACGUUGCUGAACUGAUUAAAAACUUGACUUCCUGUUUUUUCUGCUGCAAAAUAAAAGCUCUACGUGUUUA
Nothobranchius furzeri (turquoise killifish) is the source of this 1494-nucleotide messenger RNA. RefSeq names its product peroxisomal biogenesis factor 10 (gene pex10). Gene Ontology annotation, biological process: protein import into peroxisome matrix. Gene Ontology annotation, cellular component: peroxisomal membrane. Gene Ontology annotation, molecular function: zinc ion binding. NCBI's taxonomy places the organism in Eukaryota, Metazoa, Chordata, Actinopteri, Cyprinodontiformes, Nothobranchiidae. The record is from RefSeq and is a predicted model, not a curated record.